UUCUCUGUGAUUGUAAGUACGUUAACUUUAUAUAGACACUUGCUAGUUAACUUUGUGCAUAUAACAUGUUAGCUCUCCACACUCUCCUUCUUACUUAACAGUCGAACUGAAACAUCACUCUUCUUCUCAAUUUUCAAUGAAAGAGUUUCACUUCUCGAAACUUUUUUCUUUCACUGGAACCAUCAAAAUUCUCCAGAUUCAUACACCAAAAUUCGUUCUUCUAAUAGCAUCAACCUUAAUUCUUGUCACAGUAGUUUUUCAUCAUCAUCAUCACCAUCAUCUCACUUCUUUGUCGACUUUGAAGUACAGGAAUCCGAAUUGCAACAUUUUUGAGGGAGAAUGGGUUUGGAAUCCAAAUGCCACAUACUACACGAAUACAACAUGUAAUCACAUACAUAAUCAUCAAAACUGCAUGAAGUUUGGCCGGCCAGAUACUGAUUUUUUGAAGUGGAGGUGGAAGCCAAAUGACUGUGAACUACCUAUCUUCGAUCCAUUUAAGUUUUUGGAGCUUGUACGUGGAAAAGCUUUGGCCUUUGUUGGAGAUUCUGUUGGAAGAAAUCAUAUGCAGUCUUUGUUGUGUCUCCUCUCAAAGGUGGAGAGACCAACUGACGUUUCAUACAGAGAAGACCAAGAAUUCCAACGAUGGUACUACCCCAGCUACAAUUUUACUGUUGCCGUUUUCUGGACACCAUAUUUAGUAAGAACUACACACGCAGAAGUCAACGGAACAACUAUUACUGGCCUCAUCAAUUUAUACCUGGACGAAUACGACUUAGAAUGGACAACCCAGAUCGAUGAAUUUGAUUACAUAAUCAUCUCUGCUGGACAAUGGUUUUUCCGUCCCACAGUGUUUUACGAAAACAAUAAACUCGUGGGUUGCUUUAAGUGUUUGAAGGACGGUGUCAAAAGUCUUGAAUUGUCUUAUGGUUAUGGAAAGGCAUUUCAAACAGCGUUCAGAGCAAUAAAUAGUUCACCGAAUUUUAAAGGUACAUCAUACUUGAGAACAUUUUCACCGGCGCAUUUUGAGAAUGGAAUAUGGAAUGAAGGAGCGAAUUGUGCAAGGAAGAAGCCGUUAAAGAGUAGUGAAAUUACAUUGGACUAUGGAGCUUUAUGGUUGUACAAUGCUCAAGUGGAGGAAUUUAAGGUUGCUGAAGAGGAGGGAAAGAGGAAUGGAAAGCAAUUUAGGCUACUCAAUACAACACAUGCAAUGUUUAUGAGACCGGAUGGACAUCCAAGUAGUUAUGGGCAUUGGCCACAAGAGAAUGUAACGUCGUAUAAUGACUGUGUUCAUUGGUGUUUGCCUGGUCCUAUUGAUUCAUGGAGUGAUUUCUUACUGGAGAUGUUGAGAAGGGAUGACUAAUAUUUGAUGUAGAAAUUUGUCUUAUGAAAAUGCCAUUCUUUUGUAUUUUAAUUAGUCGGAAACAAAUAUUCAAAUCAAUCCCUUCACCUCAAAA
Papaver somniferum (opium poppy) is the source of this 1454-nucleotide messenger RNA. Its product is annotated as protein trichome birefringence-like 19. Lineage: Eukaryota; Viridiplantae; Streptophyta; Magnoliopsida; Ranunculales; Papaveraceae. The transcript is spliced from 2 exons. Gene Ontology annotation, molecular function: O-acetyltransferase activity. The record is from RefSeq and is a predicted model, not a curated record. The coding region runs from base 137 to 1360 and encodes 407 amino acids. Gene Ontology annotation, cellular component: Golgi apparatus.